GUCCCAGCGGCACGUCCGUAGUGCGUGGUUAGGAAAGGGCUCCGUGCUUAUUGGGAAUCCCCGCCGAAUCAAGAAAUCCCUGAAUGCUAGUAUGGCACGGUACGAUCGCGAGAGCGCACGGUACGAACGUGAGCAUCCGCUGCGGCGGGCAAUCCCUCCAGAGAAUACGGCAUUGGACAUGCACAGGGACGAAUACGCAGCAUCGCGUUUUGUAUUAGCUGAUCGGAUCAAGUUUAUAAGGGUCAUCUCUCAUCUCUUGAAGUUCCUUGAUAACCGUUUGGAGAAGGGGCCGUUAAUGUGCCGGUGUGAGUUUACUGUUGUUAAAACGCGGCACUAUGGACAAUGUGGUUCUAAAAUUUUAACUCAUUGUUAGGGAAUUAUUGUAAAAUAAAAUAAUAAUUCUAACGCGCGCAACCGUCAGGAUACAGGAACAUAUUGCAAUCAAGCCUUUCCUUACUGGAAUUCUUGGUUGUACAUCAUUACACCAUAGUUUCGAAACACUUUCCAUCGAAUGAUCGUGAUCGCUUAAUUAACAUAUGAUAGCAGAGAGGGGCGGGGAACGAAUACAACAUUUCUCCAUGCGUUGUUUUAACCUAUUGCUUUGCUCAUCGUGCGCCCGGCAUAGCUGUGUGUGAGUGUGAGCUGCUUAACGAAAGAUGAUCUUGCCACUGGAAUCUUGCGAUUUGAGCAGGCACGAUCGGAUCAGUCAGUUUUGGACCUCUGUUCGUGCUGGCGGAGAUCGCACAGAACAUUGCGUGUAGCCAUUUCAGGGCUGCCUUAAAAAGAAACUGAAGUGUUGGGUGGCUACUGCAAGUGGGUAUCCCUGAAACAAUACGUCAUUUUGUACAUAGUACCCCGCCGUACGUGAUGGGUCUCCAAAAAGUGCUGUUGGCGUUCGCACUGAUUGCGACCUUCAGCGAAGUGUUAUCACAAGAGGACCCCAAGUGCGUAACACCGACAAAGUCGGAGGGAUUCUGCGUUUCAAUUGAACGAUGCCGGAACAUCUACUCGAUCGUCACCUCACCAACACCACCGUCGCGAGGGAUACAGAAUUAUAUUAACCGUGCUGCCUGUACGCUGCCCGGUGUGGAGCGUAGCAUAUGCUGUCAACCGGUGGAGGUCGAACCGGUCCCCGUUACAACCACAACUACCUCAACAACCACCGUUGCGCCACCGGUCAAAAUCGGCACUGCGCCAGAGUUGAUAGUUGGCGUCGAUCCCGAUCCGGCCACAUUGAACUGGAACCUGCUACCGACGACGGACUGUGGAACAAUAACGAUCAACCGGAUAGCGCACGGUAAUGCGACUCGUGUGUUUGAGUACCCCUGGAUGGUGCUGCUGCGAUACCUAUCGAAUGGUCAGCUGCUGGAUGGAUGCGGAGGAUCGCUGAUCAACAACCGUUACGUGCUGACAGCGGCACAUUGUAUUAAAACACCCAGCAGGCUGCAGCUAUCAAAGGUGCGUCUCGGUGAGCAUGACAAGCGCAAGGAAGAGGACUGUCACGUGUAUAGUGAUGGUGAAACCGAAUGUGCGGAACCAGCGAUCGAAGUUGAUAUUGCAUCGAUGAUCGUGCAUAAAAACUACAAUCGCCCGAUCAAAUUUCGACACGACAUUGGAUUAAUCCGGAUGGCCCAGGAUGUUAAGUAUAGUGAUUCCAUCAAGCCAAUUUGCCUGCCGGUAAAUGAUGCCGUAAGACGUAAAGUGUUGACGAGGUACAUCAUCACCGGUUGGGGUACGACGGAAGAGCAGUCGCUGUCGGAUGUGUUGCUGCAAGCCAUCGUUAACAAUGUUCCAAUACCGGAAUGUCAGCAAAAGAUGACCGAUAACUUCCUGCACGUGACGCUUGCCGACGAGUGGCAGCUGUGUGCGGCCGGUGAAGGCCUAGUUGACUCCUGCCAGGGUGACUCCGGUGGCCCGUUGGGCUUCAGUGUGGACGUAUCCGGGGCUAAAUUCGUGCAGUACGGUAUCGUUUCGGCUGGUGUGAAAUCGUGUGGUAAGGAAAGUGUGCCCGGAAUUUAUACGCGUGUGGCCAGCUACAUGGAUUGGAUAGUGGCCAACAUGAAACCUUGACAAUAGAGAUGUCCUAAAUAUCCUCCAGCUAGGCAACGACAAACUAUGUGAAAUAGCAAAUAAUGAUAUGAGAUUAAAAAUUUGAUACACAAAGCAAUGAUGGAUUUGUUUUAUCAUUGAAACAUUUAAACAAUACGAUGGACUAACUAUCAGCACAAAAAUCCCUGAGAAGGUUCGUGAACUUAAUAUGCAGGCGUAAGAUGAUGAUUACAAACGUGAACGUGAACGUGGGCUAUAGCUAAAGUGAAAGCGCGAAAUGUAGCAAAGAGGGAGCUGUUAAUUAUAAAAACAGUCUUACUUUUCCCACCCAUAUGUGCCGUGUUCUGAUGAUGCUAUGCUAAGUUAUGCAAAGAUUGUGUGCACUCACUACUGGCGAUCGUUUGCUGUAAGUGUGUGAGAUGUGGUGAUGCUGGUGAGCCUUCAAUCUGAUUCACCAUUGAUAAUUGAAAGCGCAAAACCAUCUUCAAACCAUCCAUGCUACCCCGGAGCGCAUGGAAUCGCCAUUCUCAUUUCACAGUGAUCCCGGAUCGCUAGGGAUCACAAUCCCCAAACAAGACAUCAUUAUUUCCAUGCAACGGCAACGGAUUUCCGUGAUCGGAACAACCA
Molecule: messenger RNA, 2676 nt
Organism: Anopheles moucheti
Lineage: Eukaryota; Metazoa; Arthropoda; Insecta; Diptera; Culicidae
Product: serine protease easter-like
Exons: 4
Coding region: 868-2070 (400 amino acids)
Biological process (GO): proteolysis
Molecular function (GO): serine-type endopeptidase activity
Source: RefSeq, a predicted model, not a curated record